Harpia harpyja (harpy eagle) is the source of this 1366-nucleotide messenger RNA. It is a transcript of the gene TTC19, whose product is annotated as tetratricopeptide repeat domain 19. The coding region runs from base 1 to 1179 and encodes 392 amino acids. Lineage: Eukaryota; Metazoa; Chordata; Aves; Accipitriformes; Accipitridae. Gene Ontology annotation, molecular function: protein binding. Gene Ontology annotation, cellular component: mitochondrial inner membrane. The transcript has 10 exons. Gene Ontology annotation, biological process: mitochondrial respiratory chain complex III assembly. The record is from RefSeq and is a predicted model, not a curated record.
AUGAGGGCGCGUCUCCAUAGCAACAAGGCGCCCUUUGCCCCGGGUGACGCACGGGCCCGCAUCACGUGGCGAGGGAGAGUUCUUAAAGGGCCCGCGGGGAGAAGGAUGCUGGCGGCCGGGGUGCCGCGGGCCCUGUGCCGCCUGGCCGCCCGGCGCUGCCCCGCGGGGCUCCCGCCGUCCCGAACCGUCUGGGGUGGCGGGGCCCGAGGGGAGGAGGGCGGCAGCAGGACGGGGUUCGCCCGUCGGCGGUGGGCCCGGCCGGUCGGGGGUGCCCUGGGCUUCCUGGGAGCCUUCUCCCUCUUCCCCAGGGACGCCGAGGAGGAGGGCGAGGACGCCAUUAUCCUCCUGCUGAAGAGAGCCAAGCUCAGCGUCAUGAAGGGUGAACUGGGGGAGGCCGAGCGGGUGCUGCACCAAGCCCUGCGGCUGUCGCACCAGUCGGAUAACAGGAAAGCCAUCGCCUACACCUACAGCAUGAUGGCAAACGUGGCCUUCAUGCAGGGACAGCUGGACAAUGCAGAAAAGCUCUACAAAGCAAGUAUGAGCUAUUUGCUUGCAGGGGACGCGAAGGAGGAUGACAAUGCAAUCCUUGAGAUGUCCCUCAAGCUGGCCAGUAUCUAUGCUGCUCAGAAACAGCACAAAUUAGCCCUGGCUGGCUAUGAGUUCUGCAUCCUGACCUUAGAGGAGAAGAUUGCCAAGCAAAAGGACUUGCCUGAGGAUGUCUUACGAGCUGAAGAAAAGGCCAACACCCGUCUCUUGCUUGGGAUGAGUCUAGACUCCUAUGCUCGCUAUCUCCUAAGCAUUAACCAGCUCCCAGUGGCCCAAAAAAUGUAUGAGAAGGCUCUGCAGAUAUCAAAUGAUGUUCAGGGAGAGACUCAUCCACAGACUGUCAUCCUGAUAAAUGACUUAGCAACUGUACUGGAUGCUCAGGGGCACUACGAUGAGGCAUAUUCCUAUGUGAAGAGGGCAGCUGAGCUGGCAAAGGAGACUCAACACCCUGAGGAGCACAUGGUGCUGAAUAACCUGGCAGCAAUUCUGAUGCACAAAGAAGACUUUCUGCAAGCAAAACAAGUGUACAAAGAAGCUCUCAAGCAGGCACAACAGAAGGGAGAUGUUGCUUCUGUCCAGCAUAUCCAGGAAGAACUAGCUGAGCUGGCCAAGAGGAGAAAGGGCUCCAAAUAAGUUUGGCCACAGAGUCCAGCCUUGAGGUGGCUGACAGCAGCAAGGGUUGGUCACUACAAGCAGCCUGGGACCAGUUUGGUGCAAUUCUCCAGGGGAACAGCAAUGAGGAGUUUAAGGACUGCUUAACAAGAAGGGCUGCUAUUGCCUAGGAACUUGGCCCCAAAUAAAGUUGUGAAAUCUUAACCUA